This is a messenger RNA of Magnolia sinica, 1704 nucleotides long. RefSeq names its product pentatricopeptide repeat-containing protein At5g66520-like. Gene Ontology annotation, biological process: RNA modification. Lineage: Eukaryota; Viridiplantae; Streptophyta; Magnoliopsida; Magnoliales; Magnoliaceae. The transcript has a single exon. The record is from RefSeq and is a predicted model, not a curated record. Bases 1 to 1704 code for a protein of 567 amino acids. Gene Ontology annotation, molecular function: protein binding; RNA binding.
AUGCAAACAAUACAAGUUAGAAAUUAUUGCCUCAGAAUUCCUCCACUGACUUGGCGGCCUUGCGAUCUUGUAUUGGAUUCCGCCAACCCAAUUGUAGCCCUUCUAGUAGCAGACGAUCGCUGCCACCACCACCACCACUCAAUUGACCUGAGGGCUCUACAUGCCGCCACCAUAACCUCAGGACUUAUCAUGGACACAUUCGCUGCGAGCCGGAUCGUCCGAUUCUUCCUCAGAUGGGGCCCUCGAUACGCACCUCACGUCUUCAAUUCGAUACACCAUCCCGAUGUGUACACAUGGAAUUCAAUGAUAGCUGCCCACACUGAGUGGCCUGAGUUGAGUAUCAACUACUAUUUCAAGAUGCUCGAUAUGGGGUCUCUACCAAACAAUUACACUUUUGCCCUCAUAGUGAAGGCUUGCAGUUUGGGCACUGACAUUUGGCUUGGGAGGAAAGUGCAUGGUCAGAUACUGAAACAUGGUAUGGAAGACUUGCUAGUAGUUAGGAACUCCCUGAUGAAAAUGUAUUGCAACAUGGCCCACAUAGAAGAGGCCCAGUUGUUGUUUGAUACGAGCUUCGAUCUAGAUCUGAUUUCAUGGAAUUCAAUGAUUUCAGUCUAUGGAAAGGCCGAAGAUGUUGAAUAUGCAAGGCGUCUAUUUGAGAAAAUGCCCCAGAGAAACUUGAUCUCUUGGACUGCAAUGAUAGAUGCCUAUGUUAGGAAUGGCAGCUUCAUGGAAGCAUUGCAGCUGUUCAAUGACAUGCAAGUUGUGAGCAUGAAACCCGACGCUGCCACUCUAGUGUGUGUUUUGAAGGCAUGUGCCCACUUGGGUGCUCUUGAUCAAGGGAGAUGGGUUCAUAUCUAUGUAGAGAGGAAUAACAUUGGAAAUGGAACGAAUGUGAUACUUUGUACUGCUCUCAUAGACAUGUAUGCCAAAUGUGGUUGCAUAGAUGUCGCUCUUGACGUGUUUCGUGGGGUCCAUGUGAGGGAUGUUACUCUAUGGAAUGCUAUGAUAGGUGGACUGGCCAUGCAUGGGCUUGGCCAUGAUGCACUGGAUCUCUUUUCAAGGAUGAAGGGAUGUGGUGUGGUGCCUAAUGAGAUCACUUUCAUUAGUGUUCUAUGUGCAUGUACCCAUGUAGGAUUGCUCAGGGAGGGGUUGGAGAUUUUCAAUUCGAUGAAGAUUGGUUAUGGCAUCGAGCCUCGGAGCGAGCAUUAUGGAUGCUUGGCUGAUCUUCUGGGAAGGGCUGGGCUAGUGCAGGAAGCAGAGGAGGUGCUAAUCAAAAUGCCUAUGCAGCCUCAAGCAUCACAGUGGGGGGCUCUGAUGGCCGCGUGCAGGACCCACAAUAAUGUUGAGGUGGGGGAGCGUGUUGGGAAGCAUUUGAUUGCAUUGGAGCCCCACGAUGGGGGCCGCUACGUCCUCUUAUCAAACGUCUACGCAGGUGCAGGCCGAUGGGGUGAUGCUUUAGAGACGAGGAGAAUGAUGGAAGAGAAAGGAAUAAAGAAGGAAAGAGGGUGCAGUUUCAUCGAGUGGAAUGCAGUGGUGCAUGAGUUUGGUGUGGGAGACACAAACCAUCCUCAAAGUAGAGAAAUCCAUGAAUUGUUGGGUGAAAUGGAAAGGAGGUUGAAGAUGGUGGGCUAUGUACAUGACACAUCUCAAAUGCUGUUAGACAUGUGUAAUGAAGAAGACAAGGAGAUGGCUGUCUUCUCAUAG